AAGAUCAACCAAAGUGCAGAAAACAACAAAUUGCGCAAAUGCAAAUAUAAAUGAAUAGCAAUAAAUAACGAGAACAUGAGAAAACCAGAUAAAGAGUCCUUAUAGUGAGAUCAUUGGUUGUUGGAACAUCUCAAUGGAUGGGCGAGUGAGUGUAGUUAGAACACAGAGCAUAGAAAAUCUACAGCACAGUACAGGCCUUUCGGCCAACAAUUUUGUGCUGACCAUGUAACCUACUCUAAGAAACUGCCUAGAAUUUACCUACCCUACAGCCCUCUAUUUUUUAAGUUAUUCCAUUUUGUUCAAGAGCCUGAUGGUUGAGGGGUAGUAACUUUUCUUGAAUCUGGUGACGCGAGUCCUGAGGUUCCUGUACCUCCCACCUGAUGGCAACAUCAAGAAAAGAGCAUGGCUAGGGUGGUGAGGAUUCCUGAUGGUGAGUGCUAUUCCCCUAUGACAGCAUUUCAUGUGGAUGGGCUCAAUGGUUGGGAAGGAUUUACUUGUGAUGUACUGGGCUGAAUCCACUACCUUUGUAGGAUUUUCCAUUCAAAGGCACUGAUGUUUCCAUACCAACCAGUUACUACACUCUCCACUACACAUCUAUAGAAAUUUGUCAAAGUUUUUUAUGUUAUGCCGAAUGUCUGCAGACUCCUAAAGAAGUAGAGUAACCAGCAAAGUGUCAGUUCUUGAAACUUGGAGUGUGGGAUGUUGGGCUUCUGUACCUCUGCCUGAUUGUAGCUGUGAGAAGAUGGCAUGGCCUGGAUGGUCGGGGAGAGGGGGUGUUCUUUGAUGAUGGAUGUUGCCUUCAAGAGCAGACCCUCCUGUAGAUAGUACUGAUGGUGUCGAGGGAUAUGCCUGUGAUGUAUUGGGCAAAGUCCACUUGCUUACUGACUUACAUUAGUUCCCAGCAAGGAGAUGGAGAAAGCAUAGUCUGGAAGAAGGUGGAGAUGGGAUUGGGUGGGGAAGGUAAGAGCUGAGGGAGGAAAGUCACUCAUCUUGUUGAUAGCUUUACUAGAAGAGUUCAUCUCGACCAUCAAAUAGGACUACCAACAAGGAAAAGGUCACCGGAUGGAUGAGAGAUGGUUUCCAUCAUACUUGCUGAGUUCUAUGCUUACAUUCUUGAAACCACUCCCAAGUGGAAAGGCUUAGGCAAUCCCUCACUGGGACUGAGACAAAUGCAACAUUAUUCUGAUGGGAAAAAGCAAAAGUAUAACAGAUGGUAGAGAUUUCAAACUCCUUUGGCAUCCCACCCGUUCUGCCCCAGCAUCCAUUCAGUCAGGUUGUAUCUUUACAUUGCUAUAGCAACAUGCCUAGCAAUCAUAGCAACUUGCAUAAUUUGACACUCUUACUACAGGACAGUUUUUAUACAUGUUAAAAAUGUUUCUGCUUUUUAAUUGUUUUAGAAAACACAUUUUCAUGUGCUGGAGACAGACAGUUUAUGGUUGCAAUGAAUUUUUCCUGUAAAACUAUUAAUAAGGAAGGUGACUCUCCUCUCCCGCUUAUCACCUCCUUCCACUUCCACCUUCCUAAACUGCGUCAGCAGCACCCAACACUAUUUCACCGCCUGACCUGUUUAUGGCCUUGUUUUUGUACUGGCUUGUAAUUUUUUUCUAACCUCAUCUAGGCACAGAAAUUUUGAGACUCCGCUUGAAGACAUUGUUUCUAUAGCAACAGGGAGUAUGCAUUUGUAGAGGUACAAUGAAUAUCACGGUAGAAACAAGACCCUCCAUUAGUGGGAAACAGACACCAACUCAAAGCUUCAGACAAGCUUGGCUAGAUCUGACCCAGCUGGACAUAUUCCAGGUACCAGGGAAGACAAUCUGCAUCCUUGUUCAUCUAGGGGUUUCCGAUGUGGAAGUGAAGAAUAUGGAUGUGGCGGCAAGGAAGUCCAGCCCUCCUACAAGUAACCAGGUGCUGUGUCUCACCGUGGCCAACAUGAGAAGAACCCUGUGCAGGGUCAACCCACGGAAGGCUGCUGGACCAGACAACAUCACUGGUAGAGUGCUCAGAGGAUGUGCAGACCAGCUAGCAGAUGUUCUUACUGACAUCUUCAGCAUUUCCCUGAGCAGCGCCACCGUUUCAAUGUGUUUCAAGACCACCACCAUCAUCCCUGUGCCGAAGAAGUCUUCAGUGUCCUGCCUAAAUGACUACCGUCCCGUUGCACUUACAUCCAUCAUCAUGAAGUGUUUCGAGAGGCUCGUCAUGAGGCAUAUCAAGACCUUGCUGCCCACCACACUGGACCCCCUGCAGUCGGCAUACCGUCCUAACCACUCAACAGAUGAUGCCAUUGCCACCACCCCCCACUUGGCCCUAACCCACCUGGACAAAAAAGGACACAUACGUUCGGAUGCUAUUCAUAGACUUCAGUUCAGCGUUCAACACAAUCAUCCUUCAGAAUCUGAUUGAAAAGCUGAGCCUACUGGGCCUGAACACCUCCCUCUGAAACUGGAUCCUAGACUUCCUGACUUGGAGACCUCAGUCAGACUGGAUCAGGAGCAGCAUCUCCAACACCAUCACACUGAGCACGGGGGCUCCCCAGGGUUGCGUGCUCAGUCCACUGCUGUUCACUCUGCAGACCCACGACUGUGCUGCAACACACAGCUCGAACCAUAUCAUCAAGUUCGCCGAUGACACGACCGUGGUGGGUCUCAUCAGCAAGAACAACGUGUCAGCUUACAGAGAGGAGAUGCAGCGGCUAACAGACUGGUGCAGAGCCAACAACCUGUCUCUUAAUGUGAACAAAACAAAAGAGAUGAUUAUUGACUUCAGGAGGACAUGGAGUGACCACUCCCCGCUGAACAUCGACGGCUCCUCGGUAGAGAUCGUAAAGAGCACCAAAUUUCUUGGUGUUCACCUGGCGGAGAAUCUCACCUGAUCCCUCAACACCAGCUCCAUAGCAAAGAAAGCCCAACAGUGUCUCUACUUUUUGCGAAGGCUGAGGAAAGUCCAUCUCCCACCCCCCAUCCUCAUCACAUUCUACAAGGGUUGUAUUGAGAGCAUCCUGAGCAGCUGCAUCACUGCCUGGUUCAGAAAUUGUACCAGCUUGGAUCGCAAGACCCUGCAGUGGAUCGUGAGGUCAGUUGAGAAGAUCAUCGGGGUCUCUCUUCCCGCCAUCACGGACAUUUACACUACACGCUGCAUCCGCAAAGGAAAUAGCAUUAUGAAGGACCCCAUGCAUCCCUCAUACAAUCUCUUCUCCCUCCUGCCAUCUGGGAAAAGGCUCUGAAGCAUUCGGGCUCUCACGACCAGACUAUGUAACAGUUUCUUCCCCCAAGCUAUCAGACUCCUUAAUACCCAAAGCCUGGACUGACACCUUGCCCUAUUGUCCUGUUUAUUAUUUAUUGUAAUGCCUGCACUGUUUUUGUGCACUUUAUGCAGUCCAGUGUAGGUCUGUAGUCUAGUGUAGCUUUCUCUGUGUUGUUUUUUUUUACGUAGUUCAGUCUAGGUUUUGUACUGUGUCAUGUAACACCAUGGUCCUGAAAAACGGUGUCUCAUUUUUACUAUGCACUGUACCAGCAGUUAUGGUCGAAAUGACAAUAAACGUGACUUGACUUGA
This is a messenger RNA of Hypanus sabinus (Atlantic stingray), 3550 nucleotides long. RefSeq lists its product as uncharacterized. Bases 1693 to 2400 code for a protein of 235 amino acids. Lineage: Eukaryota; Metazoa; Chordata; Chondrichthyes; Myliobatiformes; Dasyatidae. The transcript is spliced from 3 exons. The record is from RefSeq and is a predicted model, not a curated record.